Triticum dicoccoides is the source of this 677-nucleotide messenger RNA. RefSeq lists its product as uncharacterized. The record is from RefSeq and is a predicted model, not a curated record. Lineage: Eukaryota; Viridiplantae; Streptophyta; Magnoliopsida; Poales; Poaceae. The transcript has a single exon. Bases 67 to 597 code for a protein of 176 amino acids.
UUCCCGCCAUUAGGCACCGCAAUGAUCAACACGGCACAAAGAAAAACUUCGUGCAACAGCUCAUAAAUGGAUCGCCAGAGCUUGCGAGUCGGUGGCGCCGGCGACGCGCAGGAGUUCUGCUACGUCGGGAGCCGGCAGCUCGAGGUCGCCGGCGGGGCGUUCCUGAUGGAACUGCUGGAGGACACGCCGGCGCCCGCCGACCAGGCACCGGAGGCCGCCGACGACCGGCUGAGGCGCGUCAUGCGGUCCCUCGAGGCCGAGCUCGGCGUCGCGGCGGUGCCGGCACCCUCUGCGGCGGAGGACGGCGGGAGCACGGCGGACGGGCCGAUGAGCGACUACGACGACGGGGAGCUGGAGGAGAUGCUGUCGGAGUUGGGCGGUAGCCUGGGGGCCGAGGCGCCGUCGUUGGCCGCCGUGCUGCCGUUCGAGUACUGGGAGGAGGUGCCGCCGGUGAUGGGCAGCGGCAUGGGCGGCUGGUACGUCGACGGCGAGGGCUUCGUGGCAGGGUACCAGUUCAGGGAAUCAUCCUACUACACCUAUGGUGAGGUCUCCGCCGUUGAGCAGGUGUACAGUCCCCCCCUGUGCCUGUGGGAGUGAGCGUUGAAAUAUGCGCGUGCGAAAAAGAGGUUGUGAGCUGAAACUUAUGAAAGACAAAUUGAGCUGUGCAUUUGUUCUUA